This is a messenger RNA of Fusarium musae, 1440 nucleotides long. RefSeq lists its product as uncharacterized. Gene Ontology annotation, molecular function: FAD binding. The coding region runs from base 1 to 1440 and encodes 479 amino acids. Lineage: Eukaryota; Fungi; Ascomycota; Sordariomycetes; Hypocreales; Nectriaceae. The record is from RefSeq and is a predicted model, not a curated record. The transcript has 4 exons.
AUGAGGAUCGUCAUCGCUCAUUUUGUCGCUGCAUUACUGUCCUACGUCUCAGCAUCACCAUGUUAUCAUCAAUUGAAAGAGAGUCUCGGCGAUAAAAUCAGCUUUCCUGAUACCAAAAGCUACAACGCCACGUUAGCCAGCUACUGGUCGAAACAAGAAUCUGCACUUCACCCCAAUUGCAUCCUGCAGCCUGACAGCGCACACGAUGUUGCCACUACCCUGAAGAUAAUCAGCGCACACAAAGACUGCGAAUUCUCAAUCAAGGGUCAUGGCCAUGCUCCUGCAGCAGGCUUCGCCAACUCCAACGGCGGCGUGACCAUUGACAUGACAACUCUCUCGUCAGUAUCUCUCGACAAGAAGUCAACCAUUGCAAGCAUCGGCGCAGGCGCAAAGUGGCUAGAUGUCUAUCAGCGUCUCGAUGGCUCAGGUGUUCAAGUUGCUGGCGGUCGAAACGGAAAUGUCGGUGUUGGAGGGUUGCUCCUUGGUGGAGGAAUUUCGCAUUUUACCACCAAGGUCGGAUGGGCUUGUGACAGAGUGAUUAACUAUGAGGUUGUUCUCGCCAAUGGUACUAUUGCCAACGCAAAUAAGAAAGAAAACUCAGACUUACUCCUUGCUUUGAAAGGAGGGGGAAACAACUUUGGUGUUGUUACGCGUUUUGACAUUCAGACGUUUCCGCAGGGCGACAUUUCCACGACAAGCAUCUCCUACGAUAUUGGUGAAAGGGAUAAGGUCUUCGAAGCUUUUACUAACUUACUCGACUCAUCUACAUACGAUCCUGCAGCGUCUCUAGUUACUAGUCUUCUUUACAGCUCCGCUUCCAAAGCUUGGUCACUGUCAGCUUCGGCUGUAUACACGAAGCCCGUUUCCCAACCAAAGAUCUUCAAGGGUCUUUCGGAUGUGCCUCAUACGAAGCUGGUCAAUAACAUCACGACUUUGGCAGAAUUUGCGGAUGAGAAAGAUACACCGCCAUUGAACUGGCUGUUCGCAACGUUGACUCUCAAGCCUUCCGCCCAGAACAUGCAACAUAUGUUUGAGAUUCUCAAUAAGACGAUCAAUUCCUUCAACCCCAAAGAUGGCGUGACAUGGAGCAUCGCCUUUGAGCCAUUGGUAGCAGCGAUGCUGAAGGGUUCCAAGCACACCAAUGUCCUUGGCCUUCAAACAGCGCAUGAUGGCUACAUUGUUCUUAUCUCAGCUCUGUGGCCGAACUCAGCUGUCAACUCCAACGUUGAAAAGACAGCCAAGAAGGUGCUAUCAGUAUGGGAAGAGGAUGCUCGUUCAAAGGGUCUUUUGCAGGAGUUUCAAUACCUCAACUAUGCUGCGCCAUAUCAAAGGCCUUUCGAGUCAUACGGAGAUGAUGAGCGGGUGUUUCUCAAGUUCGUCAGCAAGAAGUAUGAUCCUGCUCAAAUCUUGCAAAGGAGAGUGGGUGGCUUCAAGCUGUGA